AAGAAGAUCGCCAUAAUUACAGGCAGCACCCGCGCUGUCCGCAUCGGCCCCUCAAUCACCAAAUUCGUACAUUCAGUCCUCGAAGCACACCUCUCCACUUCCAAAACCACCAACAUCGAACUCUCCAUCGUGGACAUCGCAACCUUCAACCUCCCCGUCUUCGAUGAAGCAGUAGUCCCUGCUUCCGUGCCCUUCGCUGCCCGUAACAUAUCCUGGUCCACCGAAAUCUCCAAAUACUCCGCCUACAUCCUCAUCACCGCCUGCUACAACCAAGGCCCACCGGGCGGCAUCAAAAACGCCAUCGACUACCUCUACAACGAGAUCAAAGGCAAGCCCUUCCUCAUCAUCUCGUACGGCAUGGAAGGCGGCGAGAAAGCGAGCGAGAGUCUGGCCGUCAGUCUGAAGAGUAUGCAUACGGUGGUCAUGGAGACGAGACCUAUGUUGAGUUUGGUGAGGAAUGAAUCAAUUGAGUUUGGGUUGCCGUUGGACUUGAGGUUGGCGGCUGGGGGAACGCUGGGGGAGGAGAGUUUGAGGAGGUGGGAGGGGGAGAAGAAGGAGGAGGUUUUGAAAGGGUGA
Molecule: messenger RNA, 576 nt
Organism: Mollisia scopiformis
Lineage: Eukaryota; Fungi; Ascomycota; Leotiomycetes; Helotiales; Mollisiaceae
Product: flavo protein
Exons: 2
Cellular component (GO): cytosol
Molecular function (GO): FMN binding; oxidoreductase activity
Source: RefSeq, a predicted model, not a curated record